Messenger RNA from Eleginops maclovinus (Patagonian blennie), 929 nucleotides. Its product is annotated as cytochrome c oxidase assembly factor 6 homolog. The record is from RefSeq and is a predicted model, not a curated record. Gene Ontology annotation, biological process: respiratory chain complex IV assembly; mitochondrial ATP synthesis coupled electron transport. The coding region runs from base 264 to 506 and encodes 80 amino acids. Gene Ontology annotation, cellular component: mitochondrion; respiratory chain complex IV. The transcript is spliced from 3 exons. Lineage: Eukaryota; Metazoa; Chordata; Actinopteri; Perciformes; Eleginopidae.
UGCGUGUUGUCAAGCGCGCCUCGACGUCAUCACAACGCGACAAGGAAGUGUAGCCGCUCGUGUCCUUCAGUGAUAAACGUUACAAAAGUCUGUGCUUUAUUGACAGAUUUAUUCUGUUUAAUCGGCUUUAAUGGAGGGACAGGAGCAGUGAAUAGUGAUAGUUUGAAUUAAAAUAGUAUGUGUUAUAUGCAGUUAUUAUCAGGGUGAAGAUAGUUGCUCUACUGAGGCUGAACCUUACAGCUAAACAUACUGAUCAAGCUGCGAUGAGUGCUCCUAACUCUUCAGAAAGGAAGGCCUGCUGGGACUCCAGGGACCUGCUCUGGAAGUGUCUGGAUGACAAUGGGGACAAGGCUGAAUCCUGCCUGAAGUUCCAGGGCGAGUUUGAGUCCAACUGUCCUGCUCAAUGGGUGAAAUAUUUCACCAAGAGGAGAGACUAUCUGAAAUACAAAGUGAAGAUGGAGACAGAAGGAUUCACGCCGGCUGAAGGCCCUAAGCAACCUUCUUAACCAAAACCUGCGCUCUGACCGACUUUCUGACCGGAGCCAGAGGUGCGCACUUGGAGAGGAGUUUUCUAACUUUAUUGUGGACUUCACCACUGUGAUUAUUUAUUUGUACAGAGAUUAAAGCUGCAUCCAGUAACAUACAUUUCAGCAGCGACCUGUCACAAAAUUCUUCGAGCGUCUUUUCACCUGAUCAGCUGCUCUGGAAUGUUUUAAAGAAAACGACGGGAGGAAAGAUGGGAUCCACGUCGAAAUUACAUGUAUGUCACUGUGGUAAAAAUGUACAAUUGCUGUUUGAAAAAAAAAUGGUGUUUGAUCAAUAAAUGCUGAUCUUCACUGAUGCUUUCCUUUUAAUCCUCAUUAAUCAACAUCUUUAAGUGUGACUGACUAGCGCUUUUGGUUGAAAAAAAAUUAAAUGGAUUCAAUGCC